This is a messenger RNA of Suillus bovinus, 833 nucleotides long. Its product is annotated as cyclophilin-like domain-containing protein. Gene Ontology annotation, molecular function: peptidyl-prolyl cis-trans isomerase activity. The transcript is spliced from 9 exons. The record is from RefSeq and is a predicted model, not a curated record. Gene Ontology annotation, biological process: protein peptidyl-prolyl isomerization; protein folding. Gene Ontology annotation, cellular component: intracellular membrane-bounded organelle. NCBI's taxonomy places the organism in Eukaryota, Fungi, Basidiomycota, Agaricomycetes, Boletales, Suillaceae. Bases 83 to 604 code for a protein of 173 amino acids.
UUCAAUCUUAUCUGAACCGUCGGUUCUUACCGGCAUACCCUGUUUACAACCUUGAUCUUCUAGGUUACAGGAACUUGUCAUCAUGUCUUCAACAACGCGUCCAAUCGUUUUCAUGGAUAUCAAUAUUGGAGAGACACCAGCGGGUAGAAUAAAAAUGGAACUCUUCAGUGACGUUGUCCCAAAAACUGCUGAAAACUUUAGGCAGCUGUGCACCGGCGAAUGCAGACGUGAUGCGCGACCACAGGGUUACAAGAAUGCGACUUUCCACAGAGUCGUACCAAAUUUUAUGUGCCAAGGUGGGGACUUUUUGAACGGUGAUGGAACAGGAUCGUUCUCGAUAUACGGCAAAAAUUUCCCUGAUGAGAACUUCCAAGAGAAGCAUACUGGACCUGGCUUACUUUCUAUGGCAAAUUCAGGCCCAAAUACAAACGGAUGCCAGUUUUUCAUCACUACUGCAAAAUGCGAUUUCUUGGACGGAAAGCACGUGGUUUUUGGCAAGGUCAUCGAUGGCAUGUUGACGCUUCGAAAAAUUGAGAAUGUCCCUACGGGACAGAACAACAGACCAAAGCUAGUCGUGAAGAUCGUUGGUAUGCAGUCGAUUUAACGGCUUCGAAAAGUGUCUCACACGUGUAUCGCAGAGUGUGGGGAAAUGUAACUGCCUGUUCACAAAGCAUCAAUAGGAGAAUGAACGUCCGCGUCAUUGAUCACCUAUCCGAGUCGAGAGGUUUUGGAGUUGGUUGGGCUCAUACAUCAAGGACUCGUCGGAUAGGCGGACGUAAACUUAGCAUAGAUGACAUUCAUUACAUGUACUCUUCAUAAUUUAUUCUUUUACC